UAUCAUGGGCUGAAGUAUUCGAAUUUAGAUGACUCGAAUACUCACAUGUAUGAAUAAGUUGUACAAUAGUUUUACCUCCCACCAGCAGCGUGUGAAGAGGAACAGCUGAACCAGUCAUGAGCGAUGAUCAAGCAAUUAACACUGCGGGUGAACUCAACGAUGACUUGCUGUUUAACCACGAGUUUAGAUUCGACGAUAACAAUAACAGUGACAUAACACCAUCACUAAGCGAUUAUGAACUCCAGAAGAUCAAAGAGGAUCUGGGAAUGGUAGAUGGUGACAACGAGUUUGAAAACUCUGACCUACCGUUACCCUCCAUCUACAUCGAUGGGAGAAAUACCCCGACGCCAUUUGACUUCCCGCUGACGGAAGAAGAGCGCGCGCUGCUGGAGCACUGUACGAUCGGAUCACCUCGGCGAUUUUCCGAUUCGCCGAGCGUUUGCUCGACAUCUCUGGAGUUAUUAGCGGACAGUUUGAUUAAAGACUUCGAAGACAUGGACUCUGAUCAUGAUCAAGAACUGAUUUUCACUCCAGAUGAGGGACACAGGCCGGGGGAAGAUACCUCUGUGCGUUCUUCUUCCUCUAAGGGGCUGAACCUGAAAGCUCCAUCACCUUUACAAAAUUUGCAGCGGGCCGUCGAAAGAUCAAAUUCCGAAGCUCUGGAAUCCGUUGAGGCCAGUGAUGAAAAUGUUCGAAAAUCAGAAAAUAGUCUGAAUGUGAAAAAAAUUGAAAGUUCGCUCUCUCGUCCGAUAAUUGAGAGCGCUGAUGCUUCAUCGAACUCUGCAUCCUCAUCAUCUCGUAACGGCCAAGAAUCGGGGCAAACAUCAAGAUCAGCGUCAUUAGAUUCCGACUCGCUCCCGGCCUCGAUCGACUCUGGUCUGCCAGUGAAUGAUGUGCAUACACAGCAUCAGUACUUUGUUGUGGUAGCCAUAGAUUUUGGAACAACAUUCAGUGGUUAUGCGUUCGCUUUUACUCGAGAUCCCGAGAGCGUGCAUAUGAUGCGUAGAUGGGAAGGAGGCGAUCCAGGUGUCACCAACCAGAAAACACCCACAACUUUGUUGCUGAAACCUGAUGGAAGCUUCCAUUCGUUUGGAUUUGGUGCGAGGGAUUUUUAUCAUGACUUAGAACCAGACGACGCUAAAAAGUGGAUGUACUUUGAGAAGUUUAAGAUGGCCUUACACACAAACAAGGAUCUUCACAGAGAUGUUGAGAUCAAAGCUGCUAACGGCAAGUUAGUCAGAGCUGUGACUGUAUUUGCACACGCGCUGAAGUUUUUCAAAGAUCACGUGCUGGAAGAACUCUCUGACCAAUCAGCAACGAAGAUUCUGGAAGAAGACAUUCAGUGGGUUCUUACCGUACCUGCCAUCUGGAAGGCACCUGCUAAACAGUUCAUGAGGACAGCGGCCUACGAGGCCGGAUUGACUGCACAAGAUGCCCCUGACCGUCUGCUAAUAGCCUUAGAACCGGAAGCCGCCUCGAUUUACUGUCGGAAGUUACGUUUGAGGGACUGUUCAUGGGCAGAGGAGACAAAGAGGAGGUCCACGGUCUCAUCAUCAAUGGACGCGCUAGUCGGAGAUGACUUUCAAGAAAACACUCGUUACCUGGUGGUGGAUUGUGGUGGAGGCACAGUGGACCUUACAGUACACGAAUUAGACUCACAGACUGGUACCUUACAAGAGCUUCACAGGGGCACAGGAGGGGCCUGUGGGGCCACUGGCGUGGACGAGCAGUUCGAACUGCUGCUAAAGAAAAUCUUCGGGAAGGACUUCAUUGAGCAGUUCAAAAAUAAGCGACCCGCAGGUUGGGUAGACUUAAUGAUAGCUUUUGAGGCAAAGAAACGAACUGCGAGUCCAAACAAGACAAAUCCACUGAACAUUUCGAUGCCGUAUUCCUUCAUCGACUACUUCAAGAAACACAAAAGCUCAAGCAUUGAUUCAGCGGUCAAAAAGUUUGGAAAUCCAAACGUGAAAUGGUCUUCGCAAGGAAUGUUGAGAAUUGCGCCUGAAACCAUGAAAGAACUUUUUGACCCCGUGUUGAGCAAAAUUGUCGAACAUGUCAAGGACCUCAUUAGUCGAGAAAGUGUUACCGGUCUAAAGUUUCUCUUCCUUGUAGGUGGAUUUUCCGAGUCGCCAUUACUUCAAGAAGCUGUGCGUAAAGCGUUUGAGUCAAAUAUGAAGGUAAUUAUUCCCCAAGAAGUCGGGCUAACCAUUCUCCGAGGGGCGGUGCUGUUCGGAUUGGAUCCCACUGUUGUCCGAGUUCGACGGGCUGUUAUGACGUACGGGGUCGGAGUCCUCAAUCGAUUCAUUGUCGGAAAGCACCCAAGAAACAAACUCGUGAAGAAAUCGGGCGUCGAAUGGUGUACCGAUGUGUUCGACAAAUUUGUAACUUCCGAUCAGCCACUGAAACUGGGAGAGAGUGUGACGAGGAGUUAUGCGCCUGCCAAACCAGGACAAACUUCAACAAUAAUCACAAUUUAUUCCACGGAGGAAGAAAACGUUAGUUUCGUCACAGACCAAGGCGUCAAGAAAUGCGGACAGUUGCUUCUGGAGAUGCCAGAGGUGGAAAACACUGAUAUCAAGAAACCGAGGGAGCUUCAAACGAGCAUGAUUUUUGGUGAUACUGAGAUUAAAGUUACAGCUCUGGAUAUUCUGUCCGGCAAGGAAGCGAGAGCAAGCAUCAAUUUCUUGUCCCUGUGAAAAAGGGCGGAACAUAACGAAACACACCGUCAAUUAAAUACUUAAUUUGGUUUUAUCAAUUGAGUUUGUAAUGGAAAUUUGCCACCGUAGAGAGUUUCUAAAGCUGAUAUUUUAUGCGAAAUA
Messenger RNA from Pocillopora verrucosa, 2819 nucleotides. Its product is annotated as heat shock 70 kDa protein 12A. The record is from RefSeq and is a predicted model, not a curated record. NCBI's taxonomy places the organism in Eukaryota, Metazoa, Cnidaria, Anthozoa, Scleractinia, Pocilloporidae.